GAAUCAUCUACUACUGAUUCACCUUCAACCGAAUCAUCUACUACUAGUGCACCUACUACUAAGUCAUCUACUACUGAUGCACCAACAACAGAAUCAUCUACUACUGAUGCACCGACAACCGAGUCAUCUACUACUGAUGCACCAACAACUGAAUCAUCAACUACUGAUGCACCAACUACAGAGGCAUCGACAACUGAAGUACCAACAACCGAAACUUCUACUACUGAUGCACCAACAACCGAAUCAUCUACUACUGAUGCACCAACAACUGAAUCAUCAACCACUGAUGCACUAACUACAGAGGCAUCGACAACUGAAGUACCAACAACCGAAUCUUCUACGACUGAUAAACCGACUACAGCAGCAUCAACUACUGAAUUACAAACAACAGAACCAUCCACUACUGACGCACCAACAACAGAAUCAUCUACUACUGAUUCACCUACAACCGAAUCAUCUACAACUGAUAAACCGACUACAGCAGCAUCAACUACUGAAGUACAAACAACAGAACCAUCCACUACUGACCCACCAACAACAGAAUCAUCUACUACUGAUUCACCUACAACCGAAUCAUCUACU
Anneissia japonica is the source of this 582-nucleotide messenger RNA. RefSeq names its product salivary glue protein Sgs-3-like. The transcript has a single exon. The record is from RefSeq and is a predicted model, not a curated record. NCBI's taxonomy places the organism in Eukaryota, Metazoa, Echinodermata, Crinoidea, Comatulida, Comatulidae. The annotation marks the transcript as partial.